This is a messenger RNA of Tarenaya hassleriana, 2389 nucleotides long. Its product is annotated as cysteine-rich receptor-like protein kinase 26. The transcript is spliced from 7 exons. Bases 81 to 2066 code for a protein of 661 amino acids. The record is from RefSeq and is a predicted model, not a curated record. Gene Ontology annotation, molecular function: protein kinase activity; ATP binding. Gene Ontology annotation, biological process: protein phosphorylation. NCBI's taxonomy places the organism in Eukaryota, Viridiplantae, Streptophyta, Magnoliopsida, Brassicales, Cleomaceae.
CCCAACGCGUUUUGCGCCUUCCGUCACCGAUUUAACGUCGACAAAAUCACAACCAACGGGAGAGGUACAGAAACAUAACAAUGGCUUCCCUUCCUCUGUCCUCUUCAGCCUGUCUCCGUCUCUUCUCCGUUUUGGUUCUCGUCUCGCUACAGUUCCUCGCCGUCAGAUCUCAGCAGUAUCAUUUCUGCUCGAACGACAGAGGAAACUACACCGUAAACUCCACCUUCGCCACAAAUCUGAAUAGUCUCGUCUCGUCUUUGUCCUCUCUCCAGCGGAACCCAGACGGGUUUUACAACGUUUCUGUCGGAGAAACCACGAACAUGGUGAACUCUGUUUCUCUCUGCAGAGGAGAGGUCGCCCCAGUCGAUUGCCUCGCCUGCGUCUCGGCCGCCGGCGAAGAGAUUACGAGGCGUUGCCCUAAUCAGAAAGAGGCGAUUAUAUGGUACGAUUCCUGUAUGGUGCGCUACACGAACCGAACGAUCUUGAACGUGAUGGAGAUGAGACCUGCAUUCUACAUGGCGAAUGGAAAUAACUUCACAGGAGACUUGGAGGGGAUUGAGAUGGCUCUAAGGGGUUUGCUGGAAGGUCUGAGGGACAGAGCUGGAGAAGGAGGGGUGAGGAAGAAGUUUGCAGCCGACAGGUUCAACGCGCCGUCUUUGCCGACGUUGUACGGUAUGGUCCAGUGUUCGCCUGACUUGUCGGAGCAAGACUGCUCCAGUUGUCUUACCCGGAGUUUCGGGGAUAUUCCGGCUUGUUGUGACCGGAGGAUCGGUUGCCGGCUGCAUACUCCGACCUGUUUUUUCAGGUACGAGACCUAUCGGUUCUACGACGCGACAGCUGCUGAGGAGACGGUUCCUCCACCGCCGCCGCCGCCGCCGGCCAAUGAAACGAGCACAGACGGAGAAGGGAAGAAAAAUGGCUAUGGAGAAAAAGUAGUGAUCUUUGUAUUUGUUCCUGUUGCCAUCAUCGCUGCCCUUCUGAUCACAUCGUUUAUUGUUUUCUUGACGCCGAGGAAGAAGAAUCCGACGACAAGAAAACACGAAACAAGCGAGGUUACCGAAGAAAUCAUCAGUGCAGAUUCGUUGUUGUUCGAUUUCAGAACGAUACGGGAGGCGACGGAUAAUUUCUCGCCCGAAAAGAAACUUGGACAAGGAGGUUUCGGUACAGUUUAUAAGGGUAUGUUACGUGAUGGACAAGAAAUAGCGGUGAAAAGGUUGUCGAGAGACACGGGACAAGGGGAAACAGAGUUCAAGAACGAGGUCUUGCUGGUUGCGAAGCUUCAGCAUCGGAAUCUGGUCAGGCUUUUGGGCUUUUCCACCAAAGGAAACGAAAGGCUUCUCGUUUAUGAGUUUGUCAAAAACGCGAGUCUCGACAAUUUCCUUUUCGAUGCUGUCAAGAAAAGGUAUCUAGAUUGGGGAAAACGCUACGAGAUCAUAGGAGGAAUUGCACGAGGGCUCCUUUAUCUUCAUGAAGAUUCCCGUCUUCGGAUAAUUCAUCGUGAUCUUAAAGCUAGUAACGUCUUACUUGACGAGGAAAUGAACGCAAAGAUUGCAGAUUUUGGUGUGGCUAGGUUGUUCGAUAUUGACCAAACAACACAACGCUUCACAAGCAAGAUCGUCGGAACAUUAGGAUACAUGCCUCCAGAGUACGCAAUGCAUGGACAGUUUUCGUUUAAGACAGAUGUUUACAGUUUCGGGGUGUUGGUGCUCGAGAUCGUUAGUGGCAAGAGAAACAACUGGUCCAGAGAUGGCGAAGAUGCGGAAGAUCUCGUUUCCCUCGCAUGGAGAAACUGGAGAGAAGGGACACUGUUGAAUCUGAUCGAUCCGAGUUUGAGAUAUGGUUCGAGGAAUGAAAUGUUGAGAUGCAUAAGCAUCGGUCUUUUAUGCGUGCAAGAGAAGGUAGCAAACAGACCGAGCAUGGCUUUGGUUGUUAUGAUGCUAAGUAGCCAUAGUCUUGCCCUCCCUGUUCCCACUCCGCCCGCCUUUUCCAUGCGUCAUGUCUCGAGAUUCGACCUGCCCUCUUCAGACAACCUUAACUCAAGGGCCACAGAUUCGAGAGAACGCUAGAAAACCGCUGUCUUAUAGGAUCGUCGUCGGGACAUCACUGACUCCAUUACAGAGUUAUAUCCGAGGUAGUUCUGAAAGGGUUUUUUUUUUUGUACAGACAUCUUCAGAUCUUUGUAUUCUUGUCGCGAAGAUGAUUCGACAGUUUCAAAUAUCUUGGAAAGUUAGAAUACGAGAAUCAUCGGUUAGUCAAAGAUCUUCGAUCCAUUUUAUUGUAGCUGUUUUCAUGGAUGUAACUUCUCUUCUCCAAGGAAGACAAACACAGAGAAGAAGAAACAUGAAUAGCUUGUUCUUUUCCUCAAUGUACAUGUUCCAAACCAGAAGAA